UUGUGCACGUCCGACCCGUAGUUAUCCACCAGCUAUUAUAGGUCUUCGACAGUCAUCAGUCGACUUCGCGAAACCGUGAAAAUGCGUAACGCACUUAUACUCUGACGACUUUUAAGACUCGCCAUUUUAGAGUUAAUAUCCUUUUAGUUAGUGAACUGUACAGUAUUUUGUUCUAUAGACUGGCGUUUCAACGACAUAAUAUCUUGUUCAAUCGUUUUUUUUUUUACCCCUUGAUCGAAUGUCCUCACUGUGGGAUUUAUACAUCUCACAUAUUACAUAGGUAGCAGUGACUUGAAUAACUGAUACAAUUAAUUCUGGAGAAUAAUCAUGGCCGAGAGUUCGAGCCUGUGGACGACCAAGCAAAGGAUUCGUCAUUUAGAUCUACCGAUUAAAAACUUUGUCGAGAACGCGAUUCCUUACCAAGUGGAGACACUGAAAACGUUAAAAUCCAAUCUUGCCAAGCAAAGACGUUUAGAAAAUCGUAGCAGUAUGCGUCAAUUACAAAUGAAAGCCUCACAAUCCAUCAGACGCGCAAGAGCAUUACUCAGGGAGAUGGAAACCUUAAGAAAUCAGGUUGCUGAUGUCGAUCUGCAGACCUUUGACAACUCGAUGAAUCCAAGCAAACAAUUGAUAUUGGAAGCUAUUGAUAUGUUUAGAAAUGAAGAUUUAAAUGAAUACAAAUCUAGUGCUGUACCAGAAGAAACUUAUAAAGACAACACUGAACAAUUAGAAAUAGAAAAUCAAAAACGCAUGUUUUUAAUAUCUAUUGAAGAAGAAAAACAAAAACAGGAAAAAAUGUUAGCAAUUGAAUCCGAUGUUAAAAAUGUUGAGAAAGACAUACAAGGCAUUCAAGAUCUGUUUCGAGAUCUCAGUAAAUUAGUAAAUGAACAAAAAGAAGAUGUCGAAAAAAUUGAUGCUCAUGUUGAGACAACACAUGAAAAUGUGAUUCAAGCAGAACAGUCAUUACGCAAAGCAGCCAAAUUGAAGAAAAUGUCUUAUCCGCUUAUUGGAGCUGUGGUUGGGUCUUGUGUUGGAGGUCCAUUAGGAUGUUUGGCUGGUGCUAAAGUUGGAGUAUUUGCCACUGUUACUUGCUUUGUACUAGGAUUUACUGGCGGUAAAGUACUGAAGGACAAAUCUAAUGCUGUGGAAGAAACAGAAAACACAACCAAUGAUUUAGUUAAUCAAACAGUAAAAUCACAUACUGAAUGAUCACUAUUUUAAUUAAGCAUUAAAAUUUAUGACAAAUAAUUGAGAUUAAAAAGAAAAGGAAAUGGUUGACAUGUUA
Molecule: messenger RNA, 1285 nt
Organism: Acyrthosiphon pisum (pea aphid)
Lineage: Eukaryota; Metazoa; Arthropoda; Insecta; Hemiptera; Aphididae
Gene: Syx17
Product: syntaxin 17
Exons: 5
Coding region: 328-1209 (293 amino acids)
Biological process (GO): vesicle-mediated transport; vesicle fusion; intracellular protein transport
Cellular component (GO): membrane; endomembrane system; SNARE complex
Molecular function (GO): SNAP receptor activity; SNARE binding
Source: RefSeq, a predicted model, not a curated record